CAGCAGAUCUCCGCAGCAAACAGAAAACGGUCGCAGCGGAUCCGUUUCGGGGGGAACGGGGUCUAAAUCGGGACUAUCGGAACCGGGACUCGAGCCGCGGUAGCCCGAGACCACCGGCAGGUGUGUCCGGUGUCACGGCUCGUGAGCGGGUCCGGUUCUGCUGCUGAAGGAGGAACCGUUAGAGGAACCACAGCGGAUCGAUGGUGUGAGCUCGAUCGGGACGAUGAUGAACUCUGAGAAGAUGAAGAAGAAACCUCCAAAGGACAGUUUGACUCUGCUGCCAUGUUUCUACUUUGUGGAGUUGCCCAUUGUGGCUUCUUCUAUGGUGUCUCUGUACUUCCUGGAGCUGACCGAUGUGGUGCAGCCGGCUCAGGUGGGGUUCCGCUGCCACGACCGAGAGCUCAGCAUGCCGUACGUGGAUGGAGGAGACGAACUGAUCCCUCUGCUGAUGCUGCUGAGCCUCGCCUUCGCCGGACCGGCUGCAUCGAUCAUGCUGGUUGAAGGUCUGAUCUACUGCCUGCAGUCCAGACUGAAAAUCCAUCGACCUGAAGGAAGCAUCAACGCAGGAGGCUGCAACUUCAACUCCUUCCUGAGGAGGACGGUGCGCUUUGUAGGUGUGCAUGUGUUCGGUCUGUGUGCGACGGCUCUGGUCACUGACAUCAUCCAGCUUUCGACAGGUUACCAUGCUCCGUUCUUCCUCACCGUCUGUAAACCCAACUACACGCAGGUCGGCGUCUCCUGCGACAGAAACGCUUACAUUACUAAAGACAUCUGCUCGGGCCACGACCAGCACGCCAUCAUGGCUGCCAGGAAAACGUUUCCUUCCCAACAUGCAACUCUGUCUGCCUUUGCUGCUGUUUAUGUUUCUAUGUACUUCAACUCGACCAUCUCCGACAGCACCAAGCUGCUGAAGCCGGUCCUGGUGUUUGGGUUCUCCAUGACGGCAGCGCUGGCAGGUCUGACUCAGGUCACGCAGCACCGCAGCCAUCCCAUCGACGUGCAUGUGGGCUUCCUCAUCGGAGCCUUCGUUGCUGCUUACCUGGCAUUUCACGCUGUGGCCAACUUCAAAUCCUCUGAUGACAUCACUUUUACCCCCCCACCCCCACCGCCAAAGGAGGACCCUCUGCGAGCGCUGACUGAGCGAGGACACGAUUCCGUCUACAACAAGGGCCCCGCCUCUGCCUCGGAGAGUCACGAUGAGAUAGCGGUGGUUCCGGCCCCCAUGGACCGGCUGGAGGGCCUGGGACCCCUGCAGAGGGAGAAGGCCUCCAUGGGUAGCUUGAAGAGGGCCAGCGUGGACGUAGAGCUGCUGGCUCCUCGCAGCCCCAUGGGGAAGGAGACCAUGCUGACCUUCAGUAACACGCUGCCGAGGGCUAGCAUUAAUGUGAAUGGGGUGCUGGGGGCCAACUCCGGGCCAGAGGAACCGGUGCAGCAGGUGCAGCAGGUGCUGCCGGUCCAGCCGGUGCAGCGGCGUCUGAAGGCCGUGCAGGUUCCCAUGGACCCCAUGCGUUCGCAGCAGCUGGUGACGGAGUGGAAGCAAAAGUCGAUGGAGAUGAGAGGUCUGAGUGUCCGGGACGAGACGGACCAUGAGGCCAGCGAGGACGGAUCUGAGGUGGGCUCAGUGGGCACAGACGAGGGGGGGUCUCAGGUCCCCAUAUACCAGGCCGCAGUGCAGUCUGGGAGGGCGGCCUCCUGUCGUAACCCUACUCCGCCUCCAGGGGGCGCCAAAGCUGUGGCAACUCCCAGACCACCACAGAUUCCUGAAGCUGGACCCCCACCGGUGUCCCCAAAAAGCGCCCUGACCCGGGCCAAGUGGCUCGCCAUUCGAGAGAAGACCAGCAGAGAGGGCUCAGGCCAUGGGGCCACCAAUCAGCCACGACUCAUGCAGGUCAUUGCCAUGUCGAAGCAGCAGGGCCUCCUCCCCUCUUCUUCCUCAGGGGAAAGAUCCUCUGAGACCACCUCCACCUGUUCCGGCACCUCCUCAACCACAGACUCUCCGCACUACCGCCCCCCCUCUGAGCAGCAGCGAGAGGGGUCGGGUAUCAUCACUGUGGAUGCCCAUGCCGCUCACCAUCCUGUUGUCCAAGCCCAACCCCCUCUUCAAGCCCCGUCCCUUGCAGGUAACAGUGCCCCGUGGGAGUGGACGGGAGCAUCCAAUGGGGGCGACCCUCGAGACACCUACGACCUCAAUAGUCUGAACCGAGGAGACUCUGCCGCCCGCGGCAGUAGUUUCCGGCCCCACCGAUCCGCCUCGCGAUGCACCGCAGUCGGCCAUGAUCAGACCCCCCAUCACCCGCAGGUGGAGAUGCAAGCAGACACUCAGCGCAAGGAGAUGGCCAUGAGACGCAAGACAGCACUAGUUCUGUUGGAUCAAGAGAUUCGUAACCAGACUGAACAGGAGAACUAUUAUAAAAGUUUGCAGGGACGCAGGUUCAAGGAUUAGUCUCUUACCUUUUCAAAACAAAAGCCUUAUUAGCAUAGACCCUGGACAGCUGCUUGGACCAUGUUGCUCUGCAUUUCUUGGGCUGAUGGAAGGUUGGAGCUGUAAGAGAUGAAGGUUUCUAUCCAGGAGGGUCAGGUUCGAUGCUCGGUGGCUCAACACUCGGGACAGUUUUACUCAACAUAAAAGACGUAUAUACAAAGUGUUAAAACAGAGUUUCUCAGCAUCAGCCUUUCACGGAAUCCAACACUUUAUAAACAGAAAGUCAACCGACAUGAAUAAGGAUGCAGUUGGGUGGAGGUGAUGAAGUUGGGUGGAAUGAUGCAGUUGGGUGGGGGUGUUGCAGUUGGGUGGAGUGAUGCAGUUGGGUGGGGUUGAUGCAGUUGAGUGGGGGUGUUGCAGUUGGGUGGAGGUGAUGAAGUUGGGUGGAGUGAUGCAGUUGGAUGGGGUUGAUGCAGUUGGGUGGGGGUGUUGCAGUUGGGUGGAGUAAUGCAGUUGGGUGGGGUUGAUGCAGUUGGGUGGGGUUGAUGCAGUUGAGUGGAGUGUUGCAAUUGGGUGGAGUGAUGCAGUUAGGUGGGGGUGUUGCAGUUGGGUGGAGUGAUGCAGUUGGGUGGGGUUGAUGCAGUUGAGUGGGGGUGUUGCAGUUGGGUGGAGGUGAUGAAGUUGGGUGGAGUGAUGCAGUUGGAUGGGGUUGAUGCAGUUGGAUGGGGUUGAUGCAGUUGGGUGGGGGUGUUGCAGUUGGGUGGAGUGAUGCAGUUGG
Molecule: messenger RNA, 3200 nt
Organism: Cyclopterus lumpus (lumpfish)
Lineage: Eukaryota; Metazoa; Chordata; Actinopteri; Perciformes; Cyclopteridae
Gene: plppr3b
Product: phospholipid phosphatase related 3b
Exons: 8
Coding region: 224-2443 (739 amino acids)
Biological process (GO): phospholipid metabolic process; signal transduction; phospholipid dephosphorylation
Molecular function (GO): phosphatidate phosphatase activity
Source: RefSeq, a predicted model, not a curated record